Molecule: messenger RNA, 744 nt
Organism: Lycium ferocissimum
Lineage: Eukaryota; Viridiplantae; Streptophyta; Magnoliopsida; Solanales; Solanaceae
Exons: 3
Coding region: 1-744 (247 amino acids)
Biological process (GO): DNA repair; telomere maintenance
Molecular function (GO): DNA helicase activity
Source: RefSeq, a predicted model, not a curated record
AUGGAUACAAAUAUACGUUUUGGUGGAAAAGUUGUGGUUUUUGGAGGUGAUUUCAGACAAACGCUUCCUAUUGUGCGAAACGGAAAAAAAGAAGAUUUUAUUAAUGAAAGUUUAUUAUAUUCUGACAUUUGGGAAGAACUUGAAAGAUUGCCCUUAUCCGAAAAUAUGAGAGCAAAAGCAGAUCCUCAAUUCUGUGAUUAUUUAAUGAGAAUUGGAAAUAGACAAGAGAAAGACAAUUCUACAAAUAAGAUUGAAAUUCCAGAUUCUUUUAUUAUUCCUUUUACAACUGAAAGAGAAUCUUUAGAUAAAUUGUUCACAAUAACGUAUCCAAAUAUGCACACAUUUUUCUCAAUAACAUCUUCCUCAAAUUUCCGUGUUAUUCUAACAACAAAAAAUGAUUUCAUAAACGAAAUAAAUGACAUGCUUAUAGCUAAAUUUCCAGGAACAUCAAAAACAUUUGUCGGUAUUGAUGAAACCAUUGAACCUAAUGAUCAGUAUCUAUUACAGAAUAUGGAGUAUAGACAUAAUAUUAAUGAGAUAACUCCGCAAACAAGAGAGUGGACAUGCAAAGUACAGCUUAUUGAAAAAGCUAGAGCAAGACAUAGUAAGGAUGGGCGGAUACGAUUUCAGAUCAUGAUUGCACAAGAUGAGACAGAAGAACAAGUUGCAAUUGUUUUGUAUGGAAAUGACAUAGGAAAAUAUGAAAAGAAGUUAUAUCACAUAUUUGAUAUCAAAAAAAGUUAG